Molecule: messenger RNA, 725 nt
Organism: Paramecium sonneborni
Lineage: Eukaryota; Ciliophora; Oligohymenophorea; Peniculida; Parameciidae
Source: the annotation of a GenBank genome assembly
AUAAUUGGAUAUCAUAUGCAAGGAAUAUUGUUGUCAACAAGCCUUUCUGAAUCAUCUAAAAGUAAGCAAUUACAUGUGAUGAGUUAAAAUAUUGAGGCAGAAACAAGAUAAAGAAAAUAUGUUUCUAGUUUUGAGCAUAGCCUGAGAUAUAUAGUUUACAGUUUAAGUUGUUAUCAGGGCAUCUUUUGUUAAAUGAGUUUGCUAAAAUCAGCAAAGAUAAGUUAGAGAAUGCAAAGUAGUAAGAAAGUAGAGGUUGCAAUAUUAAUGCUUAAAAACAUUGUUCUUAAUACUAAGGCAAAUGUAAUGGUUAGCUUGGAAAAAUUAUGCAUCAGAGCAAGAUCAACAGCAAAGAAAAACUAUAAGUUUAAAGAUUUAACCACUUUUGUACUUGCUGUAAUCAUCUAUAAGAAAGAAAGUCAGAAAUAAAGUUCCAACAGAGCAAAUUAAGAAAGAAUGGAGUUAAGAAUGUAGUAGCGAUUGAUUUGUCUCUGAAUCUAAAACAAACAGAGGAGAAGAGAACUUAAAAAGUCCAAAGGUCGAGAGACCCUGGAGAAAAAGAGGAGAUCGUAAAACAAGAGAUUCCAAUUGAAAUAGAAAAGCAGGAAUUAAAUGGAAAAAAGGUAAAACUAGAGAUGGUGAAAGCUGAACUUGCUCUAUUGAUUUUUAAAUGAGAAAAGUAAUAUAGCAUAAAGCUUAAAAAGUGAAUAACAGAGUAGUAAUUGCAG